AUAUUUAGCAUACGGUUUUCGUAGUUGUUCUUCUUCAAAUGCCCGAACGAAGGAAAAAAAAAAAUCAAUACAAAGUGCUAAUGAUUUCAUCUCAAUACAUUAUUUGAACCCAUUCAACCCCAAAUCUCUUCAGUUUCACUCUCUUAACUCACAAAAGAGGUUGAUGGUUUCUGACAUUAAGUUUGUUUGAAGACCGGGUUGAGAUUAGCUGAAGUGAGAUGGUCAGAAUGGAUUAGUGGCCUAACCUUGAAGUGGUCAUUUCAGGAGCUCGUUUUGGGGCUGUGUUUUAGGUUCCUAUUCAGGUCAUGUUCGUGCCAACUUUUGGCCUAUUGUUAUCAUUUUUGGGGUUGGAGUUUGAGAACUUGGAAUGACUGUUUUCAGUGAAGUUUGUUGAAUGGGGAUUCAGACAAUGGGUUCACAAGGUGAUGGUAGUAGUACUGGUAAACAGUUUCAACCGUUGGUGAGACAGAAUUCAAUGUACAGUCUCACACUUGAUGAGGUUCAAAAUCAAUUGGGUGACUUGGGAAAACCACUCACAAGUAUGAACAUAGAUGAGCUUCUGAAGAAUGUUUGGACAGUUGAGGCUAACCAGUCUAUGAGUAUGGAAAUGGAGAGCACUGCAUUGGCCAAUCAGACUGCUCUGCAGCAUCAGGCGAGUCUCUCGUUAACGGGUGCUCUUAGUAAGAAGACAGUUGAUGAGGUUUGGAGAGAUAUUCAGGAAAACAAAAAUAGUGGGGAAAGGAAGUCCAGGGAACGACAGCCUACUCUAGGAGAGAUGACUUUAGAGGAUUUCUUGGUGAAAGCAGGGGUUGUAGCUGAGCCAUCUAUGGACAAAAAAAUUGGUGGUCCUGUUGUUGGUAUGGAUCAAAAUUUAACACCACAGUUUCCACAAGGUCAAUGGAUGCAUUACCCACAUCCACAAUAUCAGCAGUCACAACAAAGUAUGAUGGGAGUUUACAUGCCAGGCCAGCCAAUUCCACAGCCACUGCACAUGGGGACAGGUGCUAUAAUGGAUGUUUCAUACACAGAUAACCAGGUGGCCUUAACUUCACCUUCAAUAGGAACACUAUCGGAUACACAGACUCUUGGAAGGAAAAGGGGCACCCCUGAAGAAAUAUUGGAGAAGACUGUUGAGAGGAGGCAAAAGAGGAUGAUAAAGAACCGGGAGUCUGCUGCUCGUUCACGAGCAAGAAAGCAGGCUUACACAAGUGAGCUGGAGAACAAAGUUUCCCGUUUGGAACAGGAAAACGAAAGGCUAAGGAAACGGAAGGAGCUUGAGAAGCUGUUGCCGUCUGCUCCGCCACCUGAGCCGAAGUAUCAGCUUCGUAGAACAACAUCAGCCCCAUUCUGACAUCUUUUGCUCUGUGGGAUAGUUUUGUAGAUAUGAUGCCUCUUGGGUUGUCUUCUUUAAUUAAAGCCACGCGAGUUCUGUGUCUGGAUGUUGUAAAGCAGCAAUCCUUUGCUUCUGGCAUUGAUGGUUUUCUUCUCCAUCAGGUUUUACUUGUGAUAGAUCAUCUGUAAUAUCAGAUGCAUUAUAAUUUUCAUGGUACAGUACACUGUAUUUAUCACCAUUGAGUCGCAUUAGAUUUGUUAUAAAAAAAAUGUAGUCAAAGUUCGUACAAAUGUUCAGUAUAUAUUUCUGAGUUAGCUUGAUGAUCC
Mangifera indica (mango) is the source of this 1659-nucleotide messenger RNA. RefSeq names its product ABSCISIC ACID-INSENSITIVE 5-like protein 2. Gene Ontology annotation, biological process: positive regulation of DNA-templated transcription. NCBI's taxonomy places the organism in Eukaryota, Viridiplantae, Streptophyta, Magnoliopsida, Sapindales, Anacardiaceae. Gene Ontology annotation, cellular component: nucleus. The record is from RefSeq and is a predicted model, not a curated record. The transcript is spliced from 5 exons. Gene Ontology annotation, molecular function: DNA-binding transcription factor activity. Bases 395 to 1351 code for a protein of 318 amino acids.